Messenger RNA from Clonostachys rhizophaga, 1341 nucleotides. The record is from the annotation of a GenBank genome assembly. NCBI's taxonomy places the organism in Eukaryota, Fungi, Ascomycota, Sordariomycetes, Hypocreales, Bionectriaceae.
AUGGCUACCAGAACGCCCAGCAAAGAAGACCCCAUCCUCAUCAUAGGUGCAGGCACCUUUGGCCUGUCCACGGCCUACGAACUCUCCCAACACGGCUACAAGAACAUAACCGUCCUCGACAGAGCCUCUGAGAUCCCCUCGCCCUACUCAGCCGGCUGCGACCUCAACAAGAUCGUCCGUGCCGAAUAUGAGGAUCCCUUCUACACCGACCUCGCGCUCGAGGCCAUCUCCGCCUGGCAGUCGCCCUUCUUCGCCCCUUUCUACCGACCGACCGGGUUGGUCAUUGUCAACUCGGCCGCAGCCAGCCAGCGCGAGAGAGACUCGCUAUCCAAGUCGUUUGGGUCAAUUGAGCACAACCCCAAGUUCCCGGCUGGUUCUCUCUCCCAGAUAAAUUCGCGAGAAGAUCUUCAGGCUUUUGCUCCGCCGCUCACUGGCGCCGCGAAGGGGUGGACGGGUUAUUUCAACAAAUUCGGAGGGUAUGCCAGAGCUGGAAGGGCCAUGAAGGCCAUGUACGGCACAUGUGUAGCUCGCGGGGUGCAGUUUGUGCUAGGCCCCCGCGAUGGGCACGUCACGUCACUUCUAUUCGACGGGAAUCGGUGCCUAGGGGCACAAGCAGCAUCCGGACGGAAGCAUGAAGCCUCCCGUACCAUUGUGUGUCUUGGGGCAGAUGUUACCCGUCUCAUCCCCGAGCUGGGCGGUCAGAUCACGGCCAAGGCAUGGUCGGUCGCUCAUAUACAGCUGACGCGCGAGCAAGCGAGGAGCCUGGCUGGCAUUCCGGUGGUCAACUGCCGAGACUUGGGCUUCUUCUUCGAGCCGGAUGCUGAUACGGGCCUCGUCAAGUUGGCCGCCCAUCGAGCCGGGCUGACCAACUACCAGCCAGCAGCUGGGGGGAACGGGCAGGUCAGCCUGCCAUCACACAGCAGAGAUGACGCUUCAAGGGGCAUUCCCCGGGAUGAUGAGGAUAGGAUCGUGCGGCUCAUCGCUGAGACCAUGCCGCAGUUCUCUCAUUUGCCCCUCGUGCGCAAGUUCAUCUGCUGGUGCGGUGAUACGGUCGACUCCAAUUUCAUCAUCGACUUUGUUCCAAGCACUGAAGCGCACUCUCUCAUGGUUUUUUCUGGGGAUAGCGGGCACGCAUUCAAGAUGCUACCUGUGGCCGGGCGCUGGGUUCGGGAUGUCCUGGAGCGCGGCGGGCAGACCUUGGCCAGGUGGAAGUGGAAGAAGGAUCUCAAGGGUGGUCCGGAUGAUAUACACUGGCGGCCGGGCGGGUUGGAGGACCUGAAGGAUGUCAAGGACUGGGUGCCGCAGAUGAUAAUGCCCAAUGGGCGUCUUGAGAAACUUUAG